Molecule: messenger RNA, 1161 nt
Organism: Entamoeba invadens IP1
Lineage: Eukaryota; Evosea; Mastigamoebida; Endamoebidae
Product: intracellular ribonuclease LX precursor, putative
Exons: 1
Coding region: 1-1161 (386 amino acids)
Biological process (GO): RNA catabolic process
Cellular component (GO): extracellular region
Molecular function (GO): RNA binding; ribonuclease T2 activity
Source: RefSeq, a predicted model, not a curated record
AUGAUACUUCUGAUAGAAGUUGCAUUGUUUGCAUCAAUUUGUUUAUCAUUUGAACAACCAGAUGAACCAAGACGGCAUGGUUCACACAGAGAAAGGUCACACAAACGAAGUCAUCACACAUCAUCGCGUCCAAGUACUUCUCAUCACAGAACACAAGAAAGACCAACAACAUCUACAAGUUCUCAACCAUCCACAUCAACAACAAGUGGCAAACACACACACAAAAGAAAACACACAACUCAUGAAGACACUUCAUCACAAAGUAAACAUGAAUCAAAAAGACAGAAAUUAGAAUCAUCAAGUGAACAGCCAUCCACUUCAAAACAGACUGCUCAAUCAUCAUCAACACGAGAACAUAAAGACGAACCACCAAAACAAAUCCCAUACCCGCCUUAUACAUAUUUGUUACCAACAACUAUAACAUAUUUGGAAAAUCAUAGAAAAUGUCUUAGAUAUUAUCCACUUAAAAAAGGAAAAUACGAUUUUCUUGUUCUUGUUCAAUAUUGGCCUGGCGAAAGAUGUGCACAUCAAUUGUGUACAAUUCCAAAAACAACAAAAAGAGUCAAGGAAAAGUUUUUCCUCCACGGACUUUGGCCGUCCAUUUUUGCAAAUAGGAAUAUAUUUUGCUGUCGAAAUAAAUUCAGUUAUAACAGUGUUGAAAAAAGAUUGUUGAACAAUCAAAAACUAUUAAAAAGUGUACAAAAGCAUUGGUUUUCUUCUGAUAAAUGUAAAUCUUCUAUGUAUCAGUACGACAAACAUGGUACAUGUUCACUAACUACUUUUAGUGGAGGUGAUGGACCAGUGGAUUAUUUCAACACAGCAAUUAAAAUGUAUAGAAGAAUUAAUAUUUGGAAGGUUUUAAGAAGAAGUAAAUUGAAAGUAAGAACCAACAAAUUGUAUGACAUCGAAAAACUCAGAGAUGUAGUGAGAAAAGCUUAUGGUGCUAAGCCAACAUUUUUCUGUAAGGAAGGAACAUCUCUUUAUGAGAUUAGAGUGUGUUACGAUCCAUCUAAAAAAAGACUUAAUCCAGAACCUAUAAAUUGCCCCAACAAAUUUAUAAAAUUUGAAGAACAAUCAUGCCAUAAACGCGUAAUGCUAAAAGAAUUUCCCGGGUAUUUACUUGACCCAUCAAUAAUUCCCAGAAAUAAUUGCGAAUAUUAA